GUCAACAUAAAAAAGCGGAUGAUGCUGUUAUGUAAAAACACGCACAAGUGAGCCGUACUUUUUUCGCUUUUUUUUUUCCUGCACGCUGGAGACGACACACAGCGAUUGCUUGACUCCAAGCCCCACGCACGCUGCGUCCGCCUUGUGUGUGCGCCAUCCACUCGGAUUAGCAGUCGGAAGUGCAACCAGCGGAGCUUCGGCAGUUUGGAGUGUCUUUUUUUUUUUUUUGAAAGGAGCUUCAAGUGAUCAUGAGCGACCGUGCACGGGAAGCGUACACCUGACACGUCCCUCUCCUUGCAACUACUGGAAUUGACUUUUCUUUCCACGAAAGGAGAGCGUUUGCAUCAGAGAGACGAUCCACGAUGAUCAGGCCGCUCUGAGCUCCAGCCGGCGUCUUCGAAUCCCGUUGAUGAAGACGAGGGACGGACUUUGCGCUCCAGGUAGAGAACAUGGUGAAAGCUCAGCGACACCAGCCAGCGAAAGAUGGCAAGCGAGGCGGAGAAAAGGGAGGCGGGAUGAGGAAAGGCAAAGAUAGAACAAAGGAAGUGAGGAGAAAGAAGCAGAAGAAGAAAGAGUCGCCCACGUUUCGGAAGAAGACAUUGGCGGGGAAAGUUGGAGAUGCGUUGGACUGUUGUGUUCUGCUCACCCGGUUGGAGGAGAAAGCAACUGCAGGGAAGCAGAAGGAUGGACAGAAACCCAGCGUCAAGGCCAAGAAGAAACUGACCAAAACUCAUCAAAAGUUCAAAAAAUCUGCUUAUCAACAAGCACUGGAAGCAAAAAGUAGCAAAUCCGACACCAUGCUGACGUGGCCCCCGCUUGUUCCCGAGCCUCGCAGGAGAAGAAUGGCUUCCCUCAACGCAGAGGCCGUCAACAGCCUGCUGCUCUACAGGGCCGACCCCUUGGCAUCCAGUCUCAUUAAGAAAGAGUCCAACGAAGCGCCGUCGAAAGGUGAAAGCAGACCUCAUAAAGCCAAAAAGGUUCUUCGGGGAGGAAAAGCAGACGUGAAGGAAAGUCGUAAAAAACAAAAGGCCGAGGCGCCGCCGGUGGACUGGUUGGCUUUGUUUGCCCCGACCCCUCGCCGUCAAGCGGGCCUCACCGCCGCCACGCUGCUCAAACUCACCGGUUCGCUCUACGGGAGCAAGCGGCAAAAGAAGCAGGAGUCCAAGCCCGCUAGUGAAAGUAAAGCCGAGGCUUUAACUCAGGUUGAGAUUAGUGGUAAGCCUUUAAGUGGAGCAACACCGCAGACCAAAAGAAGAACAAAUCCAAAACACAAUGAGCAGCUAAAGCACAUUAAACAGGGUAAAGAGGAUCCGGGUUUCUGUAGUCUUUGCAAGACGGAGGCUUUGGAUCCCGAGUGGAAGUCCGGUGGACAGGAUUGUUUAAAAACUCCUCUUCACUGCGGCUCGGCUCUGGGGUUCUCCUUAAAAACAAUCAAAGAGGAGCAGGGGGAGACGGACGUGUCGCCCUGCUACUGCUGCAGCCGGGAGAGAUGCGUGGAAUAUUGUCACAGACUGGCCCUCUUCCUCAAGAACAAGGCGGUCAAGGAGCCCGAUGACGAAGGCUCGCUCUCCGAGGUGUUCCACCACCACCACCUCCACCACCACCAUCACCACCUCCACCACCCGGCAGCCAUAACCAUCACGCCGCACGCGUACGUAUGCUUCCCGAGCUACUGCGUCCACUUCAGCCACCCGGACAGCUCGCCGUCCACCAUGACGCCCCUCGCUCUGUGUCCAAAGAGCAGCAAGAGACCCAAACUGCUGCCCAGCUCUGGUCCGCAGCCCUCAGGGAUUUCUCAUCCGGUCUACUGCUGCACCUCCGUGGAAGCGUGCUACGGAGAGCCCUGCAGGAUCAACGGCUAUUCCACCUACAGCAGCGUGAUUCCGGCAAUUCCUCGAGGAGGUUGCGCCAAAUGCGGCCGUGGCAUCAACAGAGACGACUACUCAUCAAGCCUCAACGACCACCGCAGCCCGUCCUCCAUCUCCAUCUGUCCCAGUCCGAGAAUCCUCACCGGCUGCCCCAUUCCCGCAGUGCCUCCAGCCGGCCAAUCAGUGCCCCCCGUUCAGACGCCUCUGUCCGACCCCAGCCAACCGCAGCCUCCGCUGCAAGUGGCCAAGGAGUGUCCGCAGAGCGCCAAGCCUCCCAGCGGGUCCCGGUCUGGCGCCCGCGACACGGGCAGCAUCAGCUCGCUUGUGUUCCCGCUCAAAAAGGAAAAAAAGCAGAAGCUGGGCUCCGGCGGCGCCAGAGGACAAGCGCUUGCCAAGCAGCCCAAGAACGGACGCCAAAAAAGCACCAACGGCUGGCGGCCCGUCGGCCCCCCCUUUGAAAAAGACGUUUUCUCUGUGGGAGAGGAAGCUCUGGCGCCGAAGAAGUGUUACCAAGGAGUCGAACGGGACGGCGAGCUGAUCCAGGUCAGGGACACGGUCCUGCUGAAGUCCGGGCCCAGGAAAAAGUCUCUGCCUUAUGUGGCAAAGAUCUCAGCGCUGUGGGAGGAGCCUGAGACAGGAGAGUUGAUGAUGAGUUUGUUUUGGUACUACCGUCCAGAACACACACAAGGAGGACGCAGCCUUAAUGUGCAUUGUCAGAAUGAGAUCUUUGCGUCCCGUCACCAAGAUGUGAACAGCGUGGCCUGUAUUGAAGACAAAUGCUAUGUCCUGACACUGGCACAGUAUUGUCGAUUUUGUGCCUUGGUAAAACGGCGAGGGGAGGGCGUACCCGACAGCGCCGCGUCCCACCUGGUCCCCCCCGCCGUGGGCCACGCCGCUCCCAGCCACCGCUGCGUGCCGGAUGACGUGGACCCAGAGCUGGUGUUUUUCUGUCGCCACGUCUACGAUUUCCGCUACGGACGCCUCCUCAAGAACCUGCAGUAGCUCCACGCCGAACACAGAGACGUGAAGAUAAGGUGGAUUGAUCCGCCUCCGCUUAAAUGAGCUCCGCUGCCUGCGAAAGUGAGGGCCUGGAGGUUUGAAGAUGAAGGAACGUGAGAUUAGUUUCUCUUUGAAAUUUCACACUGACACGACACACACUUGUGAAGUCAACGUUGAGGUCUGACGCGUUGCAUCGGCGCGAUAAUGGCCGUCCAAAUGGUUUUAAUCACGCGCGGCUUCUCGUUUUGAGUGCGCUCUGUGCGGAACGUUUCUCCUGCAGGUCUUAGAAAUGUGCCAUUUGAUGGAUUUGAAGGAGCUUAUACGUGACUCACGGAAAAGUAUCUGCCUAUCACUCUUACACAGACGCAACAUAAGAGGCCUUUCCUUUCCUCAUUGCUCUUUAAAAGAGAUUCCUUACUGUGAAUGUAGGACUUAACCAUCAUGCCAUCAUGCAAAGAUCACACUUAAAGAUGGAGAGAGAGAAAGGAUCGCCGCCACUCGUAUAUGUGAUUAUUUAUGAUAAGUUAGAAUUUUAUAAAUGGCAUCUUCAUUGGCUGUUAGCUACAUGAUGUCACAAAUCCUAAUUUUAAAAAAAAUUGAAUGGAAAAAAAAAAAAAAAAAAUCUAACAAAAUUUGUAAAUGAUUUUAUUCAAAAUGCGACAGGGUCAUCGUAGCACGUACACCAAAUGCUAACUUAUGUUAGCAUAGACGUAAAUUAGGAGCGAGAAAAAAAUAUUUCACCCAAAUUUGUCUGAAAGUGGACCUAAUAAUAACUUAGCUUAACAUCUGAAACUAACUUGGUUAGUUGUAAUGAACAGCUAUUAAACGAAUGUAAACGUCAACAAAUAUAAAUGAAUUGAAAACUUUAUUAGUCGCUCGUCUACGCAGCAUUGACAGGAUAGAAAGAAUCACAUGACCGUAUAUUGGAGAAACUCAAGAGUUAUCACGGCAAAGCAACAACAAGCUAACGGCUCAAUAACCACUCAACAAAAGUCCCUUCAAAGAAGCCAUCGAUCAUGAUAUUGAUCAAGUAUUUUAAUGUGCAGGUAGUUGCAAAAAGUAUUCAUAUUUAAAAAUAAAAACAAGCUUUCAUGUCACAUUUUUAAAUGACCUCAGAGGAGAUUUUCCACUUUGUGACGCACAUGUGCACUCAAAAAAAAAAAAAAAAAAAAAAAAAAAUCCUAAAUUGAGAAAAAGCAAAGUGCAGACGCCGUCAGACUUAAUACUAUUACUAUAUUCUUAUUCUCCACGCGCUGACACAUGUAUUCGGUAGAUUUUAGAUGACGUGAUCAAUGAUUUAUUCCUCUACGUUCGCGAGAAGAUAGACUAUUUAUUUAUUAGAGAGAGAAUAAAAGUCUAAUUUAUUUUCUAGAGGUCAUUUUAAAAGAAGGCUUUUUAGAGGUGAGGAAAUUACAAGUUGCCUCCCCAUUUAGCUGCACUCUCCUUUUUGCAAUAUGUACACUACUCACAAAAAAAAAUGUUUGGUGUACAGUAUUCAGCUUUGGGGUGACAUUUUAGCGAGACCGGAAUGGUUUUAAACUGUAGAGCGCAUUUUAGGGUCAUCUUUUAGUUUCACCCGAAAGCCGAAUAUUCCAAAUUUUUUGGGAGUAGUGUGUAUACUGUGAGGGCUUGUUUGACGAUCAGAGCCAUUGAAGUACAUCUUCCAAAGUAGUUUACCCUUCUUCUUAGUCCUCGCAGAGAGAAAAAAAAUAAAGCUUUCGCCUCCUGUUAGGUUUGAACUUAAUGCUUGUGGCUCGAUGGAAGGUUUUUGCUGAUCUAAUUUUUCUAAAAAUCUUGCUACAUACCAGUGAGCACAAAUUAAAACCUAUAUGGCUGUCAAGCAAAUAUUGUCAGAUUUUGUGAUUUUUUUUUUAUUUAUUUUUUUCUUACCAGUGUUCUUUGGUUGAAUUAUUGAAUUAUUAUUUAAAAGAAACAAAAAUUAUUUUAAUUGGACUGAUAUGAAACAGACUUUUUUUUAAUCUGUUUUUACAAAAAGUUAAUAGGGACGUGCAAAAAAUCUAUACACACACAAAUUUGACAUCUUUGAAUUGGAAAUAAUUUCUCAGUAAUGUUUUUAAUAAUCAAACUGUUGCAUAAAAUACUUUGCCCAAACCACUUUGAUUUAUUUUUUUUCCAAAAAAAAAUAUUUAUAAUGCAAAUGUAAUAUACUCGUUUUAGACAAGGAUGCAAAAUUUGACCAUUUAUUUUAGUGGAGCAGUUGGCUUGCACAAAAGCUUGUUUCGAUGUUUGUCGUUGAGGAAAGUGGCACAUAUUUUUGGAUAUAAUACAGCGCUUAACUUUUUGUAUGAUUUCCCACUGAAUUCCAGUGAGAACAUUCAGUCGGUGUGAGUUGCGUUGGGUGGAUGAAGUACGACCGCUUUGCUAAAGCGUUAAUCAAUUGAUGAAAAAAAAUCCCACUGGGUGUUCUUACAGUACAGUAGAGUGCAGUAUACAUGCAGUAUGGCCUUAGAAGUCGCUCAGCUCUCCUGAUGAAUCAACGUGUGAUACUUAGAUGUCUUAAUUGGUCCUCUGUGCCUGUUCCUGUAAACCCAUAUUUAAUAAUAUAUAUAUAUAUAAAUAUAUAUUCCAAGUGUUUUUCCAAGAACAGAAAUGUGAGCAGUUAGUGUUUAUUUUUGAUGUAACUUCCAAAUGCCUUUUCUGUCAUUUAAGUCAGAAGACACUGGUCUCAUGUUGAAUUGCACCAAAAAAAAAAAAAGAGAGAGACAAAAGGGGAAAGUAUAGAAAUAUGAAUUUAUGAAUAUCAUUCCUCUGGGUGUAGAAGAACGUUGAAAAUCAAAUAGCGACAUUGUUUCUAGUGUGAGCUGUUAGUUUGUAUUCUCUUGCAUGGCAUUUUGGAAGUAUCUUGGAAAUAUUAAUCACAGCACAGUUUAUUUGAAUUGAACAAAAUGGACCGCUGUAAUAUAAGACAAAUAUUUAAUUGUAAUAAAUAAUAUAUGAGUUCAA
Syngnathus acus (greater pipefish) is the source of this 5831-nucleotide messenger RNA. It is a transcript of the gene bahd1, whose product is annotated as bromo adjacent homology domain containing 1. Gene Ontology annotation, molecular function: chromatin binding. NCBI's taxonomy places the organism in Eukaryota, Metazoa, Chordata, Actinopteri, Syngnathiformes, Syngnathidae. The record is from RefSeq and is a predicted model, not a curated record.